Molecule: messenger RNA, 1114 nt
Organism: Patiria miniata (bat star)
Lineage: Eukaryota; Metazoa; Echinodermata; Asteroidea; Valvatida; Asterinidae
Product: intraflagellar transport protein 56-like
Exons: 4
Coding region: 148-519 (123 amino acids)
Biological process (GO): intraciliary anterograde transport; intraciliary transport involved in cilium assembly
Cellular component (GO): intraciliary transport particle B; ciliary basal body; ciliary base
Molecular function (GO): intraciliary transport particle B binding
Source: RefSeq, a predicted model, not a curated record
GGGCGAAUAGGCAUAAAAAAAAACAAGUCUAAAACCCGGAUGGGGAUCUUUCUGUGCCUCCUAGACCACUGUUUUGGUGGGGAACACUUGGUUUUACCAUGAAUUAAUUGGAGUGGGGUAAUCGUUUCUCUUGUUUUCCAGAUUUAUAUGCUCAUUCAGAGUGAGAAGAUCAAGAAUGACUACACAUGUCUCUGGUUGGCAAGAUGCUACAUCAUGAAUCGUAAGGCCAGACUAGCCUGGGAGUUGUACCUUAAGAUGGAGACGUCUGGCGAAUCGUUCAGCCUGCUGCAGCUCAUUGCCAACGACGGCUACAAGAUGGGCCAGUUCUACUAUGCUUUCGAUGUCCUGGAAAGAUUGGACCCCAAUCCUGAAUACUGGGAAGGCAAGCGAGGGGCGUGCGUGGGCGUAUUCCAGCAGAUCAUUGCUGGUCAUGAACCAAGAGAAACACUCUGCGAGACAUCCUCCAAAUCUUGCGCAACACCGGUAACCCGCAGGUGGAAUACAUCAUCCGUGUCAUGAAGAAGUGGGCCAAGGACAACAGGGUACCAGUUUCCUGAGGUGGUCCCUAUCCUAGUCUUGAGAUUGUUUAGAUUUGUACAUCCCAAAUGUCCUGCUUCGCAAAGGGAUUUUCCAAAGUAUUUGUUCUUCACAUUGGGAAAUUUGCCUUGAAAUAUUUCUCUAUUUAGCUUUGGCAAGAUGGUUAUGCAGGAGAAAACAACAGUUCUGGAGAGAGGCUUAAGUCUCUCAUGGCAUAAACAAAGUAGGCUUGCCUGGUUAAGCUGGACUGUGUGACUCGGUCAGUGACUCAGUCAACAACUCAGUGACUCGAUCAGCGACUCAGUGAUUCAGUCAGAUUCAGUCAGUGACUCGGUCAGUGACUCGGUCAGUGACUCGUCAGUGACUCGUCAGUGAUUCGGUCAAUGUCUUGGUUAGUGAAUCACUCAGUGACUCAUUGAGCAACGUGGUGGCUGUCAUCAACUCAGUGACUUGGUCAGUGACUCCGUCAGUGCCUCAUUGAGCGACUCAGUGACUCAGUCAUGCAGUGACUCGGUGACUCGGUCAGUGUCUCAUCCCGCAGUCAGUGAUUCGGUCAGUGACUCGGUCAGUACCUCAU